AUGCUCUCUCCCGACACCUGGCGACGAGCCCGGCGGAGGCCCGAGGACGAGGACGGCGGCGAGACUCGCUGGGACUCCCGAGCCAGAGGGAGGCUCCUGCGAGCCUGCUUCGAGCGGAACCCACGGGCAUCGCCACCGGAAGAGCUGGCCCGCCAUCGCAUUCCGAGCCCAGGGCCGACUGAGGGGCACGGGAGCCCGCCGCUCCUCUCUGCCCGGGUGUCUGUCGGGCGUGAAUUCGCCGGGUCUCCCGAUGGCUCUCCGACACCUGGCGACGGCGCCCCGGCGGAGGCCCGAGGACGAGGACGGCGAAGAGACCUCGUUUGGACCCCGAGCCAGAGGGAGGCCCUGCGAGCCUGCUUCGAGCGGAACCCGCACUCCGGCACGCCACCCGGGAAGAGCGGCCCGGCCAUCGGCAUUCCGGAGCCCAGGGUCCAGAUUUGCUUCAGAACGAGAUCACGCCAGCCGAGGCAGCACCGGUGUGGGAAUCUGGCCCUGGCCGGGAAACGUGGGCCCGCAGGAAGGCAGGCGAAAGCGAUCGUCACCUCCGGUCCCAGACCGCCUCUGCUCCUGCGCAGCCUUCCAGCAGGAUCGCCCCGGCAUCGCCACCCGAAGAGCGACAGAGACGGGCCUCCGAGUCCCGAUUCAGACGGUUUCAGAACUGAGGGCCAGGCACUCCAGGCCAGGGUGCCGGGCAGCUGCGCACGAGGCGGCCUGUGCGACGCGUUCUCGGCGGGGGUCUCGUCUCGCCGGUGGCUCGGGCCCACCCCGGGGCGUGGGGACGGGGCUUCCUGCGCCCACGUGCCCUGCGCGCCUGGACGCUCUCACCGGGCCGUGAGCCAGGAGCAGGGGUCGCCAUCGCUGCGGCCCAGCCAGGCCGCGCAGGCAGCAGGGGUCCCCCAUCCAGCCCCGGCAGGCGGGGAUUGGGAAUUUUCCUACGCUGCCCUGGCGACUCCGGAAGGGGCGCUCUCCCACCCUCAGACUCCCCGGGGGUGGCCUCCGAGCCCGAGCCAAUGGCGGGGGGAGGAGGACCCGCAGCACCACAGCCUGCCGGGCCCUUGCUCGGUGGGACAGCCUGGGCCCGCCGGAGCUGAGCCGCAGGGCCAGGGUGUGGUCGCACCGCCCACCUCCCAGGGGAGUCCGUGGUGGGGCUGGGGCCAGUGGCCCCAGGUCGCCGGGGCGGCGUGGGAGCCCCAAGUCGGGGCAGCUCCGCCUCCGGGUCCCGCGCCCCCGGAGGAGGCCUCCGCGGGGCGGGAGCAGAUGCAAGCCAUCCGGGCGCCCUCCCCGCCGCUCCAGGAGCCUGGGCGCUGGUCUGCACUCCCCUCCAGCCUGCUGGCUGAGCUCCUGGAGACCCCCGAGUUUCUGCAGCAGGCGCAACCUUUGCUAGAAACGGGGGCCCCGACGGAGCUGCAGGACGUGGGAGAGCCCGCUUUGCUGGAACCGCUACUCCUCAGCGAGGAGGAAUACCGGGCUCUGCUGGAGGAGCUUUAGGACCCGGGGUUGGUACGGGAUCGGGGGCGGGGCGGUGGCCUCCCUUUGGCGGUGGGCACCGGGCUCGGUGUGGAGAGGCCUGUUUUCCCUCCGGGCUGACCAGCCUGGCAUUCCUGCCUUCCGGGUCUGGGC
This is a messenger RNA of Chlorocebus sabaeus (green monkey), 1620 nucleotides long. NCBI's taxonomy places the organism in Eukaryota, Metazoa, Chordata, Mammalia, Primates, Cercopithecidae. The record is from RefSeq and is a predicted model, not a curated record.